Triticum urartu is the source of this 1374-nucleotide messenger RNA. The record is from RefSeq and is a predicted model, not a curated record. NCBI's taxonomy places the organism in Eukaryota, Viridiplantae, Streptophyta, Magnoliopsida, Poales, Poaceae.
AUGCGGUUUGUUAGCGAGUUUGCAUGCCAUUGCAAGCUGUGGGAUCGUUCGGUAUCUAUACUUAUAAUUCGAACGUUUGGAAGAUAUAACAGUCCUCGCCGCCCCGCUGUCGACUUUGACUGUCCGACGCGGCUAGUGCCAGGGUUGAUUUCUGACGCGCGCUUGCAGGUGGAGGUGGACUACGUGCCGGAGAAGGCCGACCUCGACGUCGACGACCCCCUCCUCGGCGUCUUCACGGCCAUCCUCGAGAAAUUCAGCUUCACGGCCGCCGCUGCCGCCAAGGGCGAGGGGAACGAGAAGGAAGCAUCUAAUAAUGCCGCAAAGAAGAAGGGGUCCGAUGUUGAUUAUGAUGAGCAGGAUGCCCAAAAGAAGCACCAGCUGCAGAGGAUGAAGAUUGCAGAGUUGAAGCAGAUAUGCGACAAGCCUGAUGUUGUUGAGGUCUGGGAUGCUACUGCCGUUGAUCCCAAGUUGCUCGUAUAUCUCAAGUCCUACAGGAAUACUGUGCCUGUUCCAAGACACUGGUCCCAGAAACGGAAGUUCUUGCAGGGGAAGCGAGGUAUUGCAAAACGACCUUUCCAGCUUCCUGACUUCAUUGCUGCAACUGGAAUUGAAAAAAUGAGACAGGCAUACAUUAAGAAGGAGAACAGCAAGAUGUUGAAACAGAAACAGCACGACCGUACUCAGCCCAAAAUGGGCAAGAUGGAUAUGGAUUAUCAGGUUUUGCAUGACGCAUUCUUCAAAUAUCAAACAAAACCCAAUUUGACUAGUCAUGGUGAUCUAUAUUAUGAAGGGAAAGAGUUUGAGGUGAAGCUUAGGGAAAUGAAACCAGGUAUGCUGUCCAGGAACCUUAAAGAAGCUCUUGGUAUGCCUGAUGGUGCCCCGCCCCCAUGGCUUAAAAGCAUGCAGCUGUAUGGUCUUCCACCCUCUUAUCCUUGUCUGAAGAUCCCAGGUUUAAAUGCCCCAGUAUCUCCUGGAGACAGUUUUGGUGAUGCACCAGGGGAGUGGGGAAAGCCUCCUGUUGACGAGCAUGGGUACCCACUAUAUGGAAAUGUUUCUGGGUUUCUGCAGAAGGACGAACCUAAUUACCAUGAAGAACCUCUCGAUCGCAGCAAGCACUGGGGAGAAUUGGAGGAAGAGGAAGAAGAAGAGGAGGUGGAGCAGGAACCAAUGGAGGACGAGGAAAUAGAAGAAGACAUUCGAUCUGUUGACACCAUCUCAAGUACUCCAGCUGGUGCCGAAACACCUGAUGUUAUUGACCUUCGGAGGUCGCAGCCUGAGAGGCAGGCAAAAAGGCUAUACAAGGUUCUUGAACCGAAAGAAGGACGGAUUGCCACUGGGAUGCUGUUUGGGUCGACGCACGCGUAUCGUUUCUAA